CGCCGUCGGCGCGCCCUCUCUCCCGGCCGGGCACGAGCACGUCGCGGGGGGGCGCGCACGUCCUCGCCGCUUACGUUCACGCGCCUAGGAGUGGGCAGCCAGGAGCCAUGGCGGAGAACCGUCAGCCCCGCGGGGGCGAGACCGACCUGGACCCCGGAGAGUACACCCUGCGUAAGAGGCUCCCUCACCGCCUCCCCCGCCGGCCCAACGACAUCUACGUCAACAUGAAGACGGACUUCAAGGCCCAGCUGGCCCGCUGCCAGAAGCUGCUGGGCCCCGCGGGCGGCCCGGGCAGCGGGGGCUGGCCCGAGAUCUACAUCCACGGCCUGGGCCUGGCCAUCAACCGGGCCAUCAACAUCGCCCUGCAGCUGCAGGCGGGCAGCUUCGGCGCCCUGCAGGUGGCCGCCAACACGUCCACCGUGGAGCUGGUGGACGAGCUGGAGCCCGAGGCCGACGACCGGGAGCCCCUGACGCGCACGCGCAACAAUUCCGCCAUCCACAUCCGCGUCUUCCACGUCACCCCCAAGUAACCCGUGUCGGGGAGACCGGGGCGGGCCCAGCUGGCCCCGGCCACCGGCUCCUACUCUCCCCUUUGCCCUUCUCUUUCGGGCCCAGGAGAGGACCUCAGGAAGACCCCGGCUCCAUCUUUCCUCCCCCCCCACCCCCGCCGACCCAAGGGAGGAAAAUUCCGCCCCGGCUCUCCCGGGAACCCGGAAGGAGGACCGGGGAGUUUGACGCCCUCUGUGAUAAACGCCGUGGGGUUUCCCGGGAGCCGAGAGCACGGCCUGUAACUCUUUCCUCUGCCUGUGGGCAGCCCAAAAAAUAAAAGCCCUUUUGUGGUGUCUGUACUUCUCAAA
Molecule: messenger RNA, 857 nt
Organism: Ornithorhynchus anatinus (platypus)
Lineage: Eukaryota; Metazoa; Chordata; Mammalia; Monotremata; Ornithorhynchidae
Gene: POP7
Product: POP7 homolog, ribonuclease P/MRP subunit
Exons: 2
Coding region: 108-530 (140 amino acids)
Biological process (GO): tRNA 5'-leader removal
Cellular component (GO): ribonuclease MRP complex; nucleolar ribonuclease P complex; nucleus
Molecular function (GO): nucleic acid binding
Source: RefSeq, a predicted model, not a curated record